ACAAUGCGAAUUCAUUCGUUAUGAAAAGAAAUAUAAAACUAUUUUAUUUGGAUUUUUUUUUAUAUUGUCAUUCUUUAAAAAUUACUUUUUUUAAAAUAAAUAAAAUAAUUUUAAUUUUUCUUCUCAAAAAUUCGAUUGAAUUUCGACGUACAAAUUCAUUCUGUAUGCAUGUAUACAUGUUUUUCAUACGAAUGCUGUGGUUCGAAUCAAAGCUGUCAGUUCAGACAGCAUUUCACGCGAACUGUCAUUCGGUUGCUUUGAAUAUGAACAAUUGCAAACGGUUUUCACUGCAUGAAGCCGCAUUCUGUUUAGUGAGCACGCACUUUCAGAAUUUUGUGAUUUUAUUUUAAAUUGAUUGAAGUGAUUUAGUUCAAACCUGUAAUAAAAUGGGAGUAGACGAUGAUAUAAGGCAAUUUGAAGAAUGGGCCGAAAGUUUAGGCUGUUCGACAAAGUGCCUGCCUCCAAAGAAGACAUUAAGUCGUAUAUUUUCAUCAGGUCAAGCAUUGGCUUUCAACGAAUUAAUGCGUCGUGUUAGACCACAGCAAGAAGUGAAAGCUAUACGCGAUGAAACGAAAGUACGAAAAAUUGAACGGCUCAGUGGAAAUGUGGUCGCUGUGAAAAAGGUUCAAUCGGAGCAGUUGUACUUGUAUCAGACCAAAAAGAAGUUGGAAGAACGAUUGGAACAACUGAAAACAAAGGUUGCCACGCAAAAGGAACAGUAUAACAAAUUGGCCGUUUCCUCUAAAGAAAACAACAUUCAAAAGAUGCAAUUGAAAGAGGAAAUAGCUGAUAUCACAGCCAAAAAUGCCAUUUUCAAGUUGAAAACCAUUGACAUUGAGCGACAAAUUCAGUUGGAAAACGAAAUUGGUAGAAAAAUCGAUCUGAUCACGCCAGUGAAGUUCAGCGGUUAUACCGGCAUGGACAAGAGUUCGAUGGACGCAUUGGCAACUGCCAAAGCCGAGCUUCAGAAGUUCUACGCCACUUUCAAUCACACGAAAAGUUAUGAAGUCAAUUUGGUGGCACGUCAACAGCUCUGGCAAAAGUUGCGCGAGACAUUUGCUCAGAUACCAAAUUUGGUUCUAUGGACCACAAUUAGCGAGCAGAUGAAACAGCCAGUGUCGAUGAUGGAGUCGCUAAGCUUGAUGGACAUGGAAAAGGUGUUGUACGUUGAUGCCGGUCACGGUGAUGCAACACGAAAGAAUAAUCUACAAAUCGAAAUUGGUAAGCUGUAUGCGAAACACAUCAAACUCUGCAUCGUACGAAGAGGCAUUAACAAACAUAACGAUGAGCUUGUAAAAGAAUACGUCGUAUGUUAUGAGUCAUUUCUAAACGAUUUACGCACCAAAUUCACCAUGUACAAUAAUCAAAACAUUGAUGAUGAAUUUUUGGGCGAUUACUUGGCCAUUUAUUCGACAUUACAUUAUGGUAAAGGCGAAAUUGAGUUUCUGCUCAAGAGGGUCGACGAGAAUGAGUUGGAAAUUCAACGCUGUAAGAAAUCGAAUGACGAUUAUCGCAUCGCAAACAUGGAAUUGUCCAACAUUUACAGCGAAAUGGAAACGAUUUACAUUCGUGCACAUGAAGAUAUCUACAAUUUGUCGCAUGUACGUGAAAAGAUUCAGCAUAGCGAAGAACUGAUGCGAUACUUAUUGCAAUGCAAGAAAGAUCAACAACCGACAGCGCCGAACGGUGAGGCUCGUAUGAACAAUUCUGGCAACAGCAGUUUUGGAUCAAAUAACGAUAGCGUUCUAUACACCACUCGAACAGACAAUCUCAACAGCACUGGGCCAUUUGGAAGAUCAGAAAGUCGUGCAGUGCCAGCGUCAUUGCCAAAUCAACUGAAUGAGAUAAAAAUGUUCAUAAGCACACCAAUCGACAGAUUCAAACUGCGAAAUCCGUUGCAAGAGCACUUGGAUUUGUGUGCAAAUCCGAUGGUCAAACUGAAAGUGUACAGCCAGUUUCCGAAGGAAGUGAAGCUAUUGGUAACCGAUUACAUGAUGACACCAGCCGGAGCGAUUCAGAAAUUGCAGGCACAAAUUGACUGGUUCACCAAGAUGGGAAUUGUUGAAGGGGCAUUCAUACCUCCAGAUAACUUGGCUGAAGUUGAUGAAACGAAAUUGAAAAUGCAGCAAAGUCAACAGAAUGACACAUUGGCUGAAACUACUGAUGAAACCACAGCGAUUUGCGCCAACAUUCAUCGAACCCAUCAAAAUAUUCAGCGUUACAUACGGUUCAUUGAUGAAAACCCACUCAGCAAAUGGGUACCAAAGAAGGAAACAUUCAACGGUAAAACAUACCAGGAAUACGAACGCGAGUUCAUGAUGUACUACAAAAUGAUUCAGAAAUAAGAAGGAGUUGAAAUAAUUUUUUUGUAGAAGGAAAAAGUAAUUGCGUAUAAUUGUUCGAGAUUAAUUUUAAUAUUUGGUCAAAUGUCUGUGUUAAGCACGUUAAUAUUUAGCUGUAUUCGUUUAGAAACCGAAACUAAAUCUCAAUUGUUCGAAUAAGAUUCAUAAUAUGUCAAAAAUAUUGGAAAGAAAAGAAUUUAAUUAAAGUCAAAAUUAUCGAUGAAA
Sitodiplosis mosellana (orange wheat blossom midge) is the source of this 2567-nucleotide messenger RNA. RefSeq names its product augmin complex subunit dgt5 (gene dgt5). NCBI's taxonomy places the organism in Eukaryota, Metazoa, Arthropoda, Insecta, Diptera, Cecidomyiidae. The transcript has 8 exons. The coding region runs from base 387 to 2345 and encodes 652 amino acids. The record is from RefSeq and is a predicted model, not a curated record.